AUGCACUUUUCCGUCCGCUUCGUCGCCGCGGUGCUGGCCGUUCUGCCACUGGCCGCCGCGUACCCUCCGGAGCUUACACGCAGCACGCGCGAGUUUUGCAAGACGGAGCCGAGCGCGGAGCUGCUCGCCCUCCACGAAAAGAUUGUCAAUGGGGAUAAACCCACCAUGGACAAGAUUGCCAAGGGCGAGGAAAAGAUUCAGGAGGCGCUCCGCAAAGGUGACACGGGCCUGCACGGCCGUGCCCACGGCAUCACAGUCACCAAGCGCGAGACGGGCGAGCUCAUUACGCUCGAUGCCUGGUUUCACGUCGUUUACAAUUCCAAUUCAACCGCUGGCGGUUACAUAACUGAGGCCAAGCUCCAAGAGCAACUCGCAGUCCUCAACAAGGCUUACGACCCAAGCAACCUUGCCUUCCGCCUCGUCGGCCACGACUACACCCUCAACGCCGCCUGGGCCAACGACCCAGACGGCAACGAAAAGGCCAUGAAGACUGCUCUGCACAAGGGCGACUCGCGCACCCUCAACCUCUACUUUGCGCCCGGCCUCGCCAACGGCGGCGUCUGCGUCUUCCCUAACAUGAACGCCUACGGCUUCGAGGCGCUCGCCAUGGACGGCUGCAUGGUUGGCUCGUUCUCGCUGCCGGGAAGCACGGGGCCCUUCAACGAGGGCCUGACGGCGGUGCACGAGGUCGGCCACUGGUUCGGCCUGCUGCACACGUUUCAGGGCGGCUGCGAUGAGGAGCGCGGCGAUUUUAUCGCGGAUACGCCGGCGGAGAGGAAUGCGAAUGUGGCGGUAUGUCCGGCCGGACGCGAUACGUGCCCCGAGUUGCCGGGGCUGGAUCCGAUUGAGAAUUACAUGGACUAUUCCAACGAUGCCUGCUACAACACAUUUACUCCGGGCCAGACUAAACGCAUGCGCUCCAUGCUAUCCCUGGUUCGUCUUGGUCGUAUUUAA
Molecule: messenger RNA, 954 nt
Organism: Beauveria bassiana ARSEF 2860
Lineage: Eukaryota; Fungi; Ascomycota; Sordariomycetes; Hypocreales; Cordycipitaceae
Product: metalloprotease-like protein
Exons: 3
Coding region: 1-954 (317 amino acids)
Molecular function (GO): metallopeptidase activity
Source: RefSeq, a predicted model, not a curated record